UACUCAAACGAAAUCGUCUUUCUGCUUGGCUUCAUUGACAUGUUUUUUGAAAUUGCACUGAUUUUUUUAAUGCUGUUAAUAACAGUGUAUUUCUACACAGCAUUAUUUAGACAAGGCUACGUUGAUGCUGCAGGGAAAGCUGUUUUAAUCACAGGCUGUGACACGGGUUUCGGUAACCAACUGGCAAAGGCUCUUGAUGGCAUCGGCUACCAAGUGUAUGCAGGUUGUUUGUUCAAAGAUGGAGAGCAAGCACAGAAAUUGAAAACUGUAACUUCAUCUAAUUUAAUCAUUCUCCAGCUUGAUGUGACCAGUGAUCAGCAAGUUGAGGAUGCCCUUCAGAUAAUUGAUGAGAGUCUCAAACUAAAGAACAUAAAGGGUUUGUGGGCUGUAGUGAAUAAUGCAGGAACUUCAACAUUUGGCCAGGUCGAAUGGAACACUAUGGAAAUCUAUAAAUUUGUUUCUGAAGUUAAUCUGUUUGGAACAAUAAGAAUAACUAAAGCAUUUUUGCCUUUGAUAAGGCAAGCCAAAGGCCGUGUUGUUAACGUAGCCAGUGGGCUUGCAAGGCAAAGUGCUGCUGGUCGCUCUCCCUAUGUUGUAUCAAAGUAUGGUGUUGAGGGCUUCUCUCAAUGUCUACGCUACGAAAUGAAGAAAUGGGGUGUACAUGUCAGCAUAAUAGAACCAGGAAAUUUUAUUGCUGCCACAAAUAUUUUCACCGACGAGAGCAUCAAGAGGUUGUCGACAAAAUUGUGGAAUGGAAUGAAACCAGAAGUACAGGAAGCAUAUGGGAGAGAAGAGUUCGACAAAUCUGUUAGAACCAUGAGGAAUUUUGCUGAGAAUGGGGUCAAGGACACAUCUCCGGUUGUGAAUGGCAUGAAAGAUGCUGUGACAAGUAAAUAUCCAAAGACUCGUUAUGAGAUCAAGGAUCUGUAUUGGCACAUACGUACUUUCAUUAUGCUGCAUCUACCGGAGGUGGUAGGUGAUAAGUUAUAUCAUUCAAUAUAGAGAGGGUGGGGGUAGGUUUCAUUGUUACAUAAAUAAUAAUUAACCAUUUUAAUGUACAAAUUCCAAGUAAAUUAACAAUUAUAAAUUAAUAUAAUAAUAAAGUAGAGAGAGGAGGCUGCUGUGGGAAGAACUUGUGCCUUUCUGAGGACCAUUUUGACUCCCUGCUGACUGAGUUAAACUGCCCUUUGCUCAAGAAACCAGGUCAGAACAUUGUAUCUACAGUACUAUAAAAUAUCACUUGGAUGUACCCAUAAAAGAGCUCAGCAGUAGUGGUAGUUGCAGUGGCGGAUCUAGAGGGGUGAAUAGGGUGGCUAGACACCCACCUUCAUUUACCGUGAAAAGAAAAAUAAUGGUCACUGUCUCGUUUACUCUGGUAAAACAUGCACUUUCUAUUUUAAGCUUGCUUCUUUUCAGAUUCCAUUUAAGAUCGUCUAACAGUCUACUAAUUAUAAACAAACCACAAAUGGGAGGGGACGCCCAUCCUAAAAUCACCUUUCCCCCUCCCCGGUUCUUCUCACCUCCCAUUAUCCACCCCCCCCCCCCCCCCCUGCUAAAUCCUAGAUCGGUCACUGAUUAUCCAAGAUGAUGGUAUGGUUUUUAUAUGAAAAUGAAAAUAAACUAUCCAGCAAAUGAUACUGUAUAGUAUUCCCGUUUUUACAAAUUAAAAAUGAUAGAAUAUUAAUAAUAAAUUAAUAAUAAAAAUGAUACUGUUCAGCAAAAAUGUAUGUAAAGAAAUAUGGGCCAUUGUAUACACAAUAUACAGAUAGAUGAUA
Anneissia japonica is the source of this 1775-nucleotide messenger RNA. Its product is annotated as D-beta-hydroxybutyrate dehydrogenase, mitochondrial-like. Bases 40 to 1002 code for a protein of 320 amino acids. Gene Ontology annotation, molecular function: oxidoreductase activity. The record is from RefSeq and is a predicted model, not a curated record. NCBI's taxonomy places the organism in Eukaryota, Metazoa, Echinodermata, Crinoidea, Comatulida, Comatulidae. The transcript is spliced from 4 exons.